Messenger RNA from Schistosoma turkestanicum, 158 nucleotides. Lineage: Eukaryota; Metazoa; Platyhelminthes; Trematoda; Strigeidida; Schistosomatidae. The record is from the annotation of a GenBank genome assembly.
AUGAUUUAUUUUUUUGUCUGUAAUUUAGGCACCGAAAAGUCAGCUAAAUACAAAUUAUACGCAGUUUCAAAUCAUUCUGGAAGUGUUUAUGCUGGCCAUUAUACUGCCUCAUGUUUACAUCCUUAUACAGGCAAUUGGUAUUCAUUUAAUGACAGUCA